Cololabis saira (Pacific saury) is the source of this 2371-nucleotide messenger RNA. It is a transcript of the gene zbtb35, whose product is annotated as zinc finger protein 131. The transcript has 9 exons. Gene Ontology annotation, biological process: regulation of transcription by RNA polymerase II. Lineage: Eukaryota; Metazoa; Chordata; Actinopteri; Beloniformes; Belonidae. The record is from RefSeq and is a predicted model, not a curated record. Bases 155 to 1813 code for a protein of 552 amino acids. Gene Ontology annotation, cellular component: nucleus. Gene Ontology annotation, molecular function: DNA-binding transcription factor activity, RNA polymerase II-specific; protein binding; RNA polymerase II cis-regulatory region sequence-specific DNA binding.
AAAGGAUCCUGGGAAUCGUAGUCCUGCAGGGGAACGACCGCCUUUUUCUGGAGCAACGAGGGUUUCACAGGCUUUCACGCCUCGUGGGAAAUAUUAUCGCCAAACAACUUUGUGAAGCAUCUCAAUAAAACUUAAGAGAAAGAUCAGUUGAAACAUGGCAGCGGAGGGGGAGGUGUAUGGAGGCAGAGAGUAUCCAGCGCACUACAAAGUCAUGAUGGACAAACUUAAUGAACAGCGGCAGUUGGACCAGUUCACAGACAUCACCCUGAUUGUGGAUGGACACCAGUUCAGAGCCCACAAAGCAGUGUUGGCAGCAUGCAGCCAGUUUUUCCACAAGUUCUUCCAGGAUUUUACCCAGGAGCCUCUGGUGGAGAUAGAAGGAGUGAGCAACACAGCCUUCCGCCAGCUGAUGGAGUUCACUUACACAGCCACGCUAGUGAUAGCUGGGGAGGACGAGGCUUACGAUGUGUGGAAAGCAGCUGAAUACCUACAAAUGCAGGAAGCUCUCAAGGCGCUCGGCAACAAGAUAAAUGAGAAUUCUUCAUUGACAACGAAGAGCAAAAGUAAAAAACGGAAGAUUGCUGAGACGUCUAAUGUGAUUACAGAAACUCUGCCAACAGCAGAAGCGGAACAGGUAGAGAUUGAGGUGGAGGUAGAAGAGUCGGCGCUGGAGGAGGUCGUGGAUGGAGUAAAGCAUGCUCAAGUAGCAUCAGAUGACUCUGCUUUGGCCCUCCUUGCUGACAUAACCAGCAAAUAUCAGCAAGAGGAGCCAACAAUACAGCAUGAGAUUGUGUAUCAGGAGGAAACCAUGGCAGCCUCAAAGACCCUGGAGAAUGUUGAGGUGGUAGAGGUCCAGUUCUCCCAGGCUGACAACACGUUCCGCUGCGACAAGUGCGACCGCAGCUUCAAGCUGUACUACCACCUAAAACAGCACCUAAAAACUCACCUGGGCUCAUUGGAAAAACCAUAUGUGUGUAGCCACUGUGGUAAAGCGUACACGCGGGAGGGAGCCCUGAAGCAGCACAUCAACACGUUUCAUUUUGAUCUAGAGGAAGCCUCUCGAAGCCAGAAACCCCAAAAGAAAGUACAUGUUUGUGAAUACUGUAAGAAGCAAUUUGAUCACUUUGGGCACUUUAAGGAGCACUUACGGAAACAUACUGGUGAAAAACCAUACGAGUGUCCAGAUUGUCAUGAGCGAUUUGCAAGGAACAGCACCCUGAAGUGCCAUAUGGCAGCCUGUCAGAACGGGGCCGGAGCCAAGAAAGGACGCAGGAAGCUUUACGAAUGCCAGGUUUGCAGCAGCGUAUUCACCAGUUGGGACAUUUUUAAAGACCAUCUUGUCAGCCACACUGGAGACAAGCCCAACCACUGCACCAUGUGUGACGUGUGGUUCACCCACAGCAAGGAGCUGAAGGCCCACCUCAAAGAUGUGCAUUAUAUUGAAGAGAAGACUAUAGAAGAACUGGUUCUCACUGACUCUGCCGCAUCCGCCGCUCUCACCAUAGCAACGCAGAACAUGGGAGCUGAAACGGUCCUGCUGGACGACAGCAUUCAGGUCGAACAUGUCACAGUAGAGCCAGUCAAUGUUAUGGAAAUGGCGGAAACCGCAACGGUUGUGGUGGAGGACGGAGGCGUUGCGGGAAUGUGCGAAGAGGAUGUUGAGAGAUUAAAACAGGCUGGGCUGCAGAUCCAGGUGGUCCACGUGGCCACGACAGAAGUGGACGGGCAGCACGUGGUGAACGCCCAUGUGGAAGUAGAGAUUGAGGAAGAGCUGGUGAAUGUUGAGGAAGCAGAACAAACACUGGUUGUAUGAAAAUGUGAAACGUAUGGACUUGCAGGACACUUUUCCAUUACUGUGCAGCUCUAAUAACUGGUAGCAGACAUCUUUUUCUGUUUUUCCCCUCAUACUCAGCCUUGCAUGUGGGGAUGUUUCAUAUCGCCUCAAUACUUGCACUUACAGUAUGUUGAAUGCCGUCAUUUCCAAUCCACCCAGAAGUCUUGAGUUAACAGAUUUACUUUCUGUUGCUAAUAUUUCUGUUUUUAUUUAAGAAGCUGUUUCAUAUCCCAUAAUCCUGUUGUCCUCCGUUCUUUAAUUUCUUUUUACCCAUUUUCAUUGAAUAUCUUGGUCUGUGGACUUGAAUCAUGUGCCAUGACAAUAUGAUGAGAAUAAAAUGAUGCAGCGGCUUGUAUAACAUCUGUUUUAUGCUGCUACUGUUUCUCAGAAUUCUAAACCUUCAUUGAUAUUUAUUUUCAUACUGCUUUUUAUUUGUAGGAGAAUCUUGGCUCUGAAAUAAAAUUGAUUUUGAGAAUGAAUUAGUCUUGUAUCUUUAUACUAAGAUCCUGCUAGUCUUAAUGCAGCGGGGUAGACAUG